Messenger RNA from Zea mays, 705 nucleotides. RefSeq lists its product as uncharacterized. Gene Ontology annotation, cellular component: cytoplasm. The record is from RefSeq and is marked validated. The transcript has a single exon. Lineage: Eukaryota; Viridiplantae; Streptophyta; Magnoliopsida; Poales; Poaceae. Gene Ontology annotation, molecular function: N-acetyltransferase activity. The coding region runs from base 59 to 649 and encodes 196 amino acids.
AACAAAGAGUCAGCCGAGUCUGCUCUGCUGCUCCAUCGGAUCUCCCGCGCGCCAAACCAUGCCGACGCAGCAAGCAUGUUCUGCUGCGGCAGCAUUGAGAUCGCGGCGGCCUUCCCCUGCAUCCACGACGACGACCUCCCGGCAGCUGCGGCUGCGUCCGCCUCGUGCCGCCACCGCGGGCGUGCGGCUGACGGUGUCGGACGCGGAGCUGGAGUCCCGCGGGUUCGCUGUGCGGCGCACGGCGGAGGGCAUCGACGUGGCGGCGCUGAACGAGGUGUUCGUGCGCGUGGGCUUCCCGCGGCGUCAGGAGGAGCGGCUGCGGCGCGCGCUGGAGCACAGCCGUGUGGUGUGGCUGUCGGCCGGGGAGGAGGAAGGGCGGCCCGUGGCGUUCGCGCGCGCGGCCGGGGACGGCGUGUUCAACGCCGUGGUGUGGGACGUGGUGGUGGAGCCGUCGAGCCAGGGCCUCGGGCUGGGACGCGCCGUCAUGGAGCGCCUCGUCGACGAGCUGCGGCGCGACGGCGUGGCCAACAUCGUGCUCUACGCCGAGACGCGCGUGGUGGGGUUCUACCGCCUGCUGGACUUCGCCAUGGACCCCGACGGCAUCAGGGGGAUGGCAUACUACCGCAAGUCCACUACUACCGCCGCUUGAUUCGUCUCGUCUGUCUUGAACUCAUUCAUCAAUGAAGGAAGUCGAUCGAAUUCCCU